AGAAUCUUUGCUCGUUCGUAACAUCUUAACAUUCUCAUUAUGUCUCGCGAAGAACUUGUCCAGAAAGCGAAGAUCGCCGAGCAGGCCGAGAGAUACGAUGACAUGGCAGAAUCUAUGAAGAAGGUGACUGAGCUGCUAGGUGAGAGUGAGCUUCUUUCUACUGACGAGAGGAAUCUUUUGUCAGUUGCUUACAAGAAUGUUGUUGGUUCUCGAAGGGCGUCAUGGAGGGUUAUCAGCAGCAUUGAACAAAAGCACACCGCUGAUCAGAAAAAAACGGACCUAGCCAAGGAAUACCGAGAAAAAAUUGAGGGUGAGCUGAAGGAUAUCUGCAACGAAGUUCUUGGCUUGCUUGAUAAGUUCCUCAUUCCCAACUCUGAGACCGAGCAGAAGAAAAAUGAGGACUCGAAGGGUACAGAGAGCUUGGUGUUCUACCUUAAGAUGAAGGGUGACUACUACCGAUACUUGGCUGAGGUCAAGAGCGAGGAUGCCGAAUCUACUACUACUCCCGCCAGAAAGGCAUAUGAGAAGGCUACUGAAGCUGCAAACACUUUGCCCUCAACUCACCCAAUCCGCCUGGGUUUGGCACUGAACUUCUCAGUCUUCUACUACGAAAUCCUGAAUGAGCCCAAAGAGGCCUGCGAAUUGGCAAAGAAAGCAUUCGACGAAUCUAUUGCUGAACUCGACACCUUGAAGGAAGACAGUUACAAGGACUCGACACUCAUCAUGCAGUUGUUGCGAGACAACUUGACUCUGUGGACUUCCGACAACGCUCAGGACGAGCAGGAGGAAAACCAGUAAAAUGCAAAUGGCGCUAAUCUAGUGCUUGUCAAAGAACUCAUUACAACACCUUGGAAGCACUUGGUAGCAAAAUUACCACCAAGAAUUUUUUUGAUACGACAACCGCCUGCAUGCAUGAAACACCUAAUAAUGAUUUCAAUUCCUGACGACUCCGAGACUUGCAACAACUGACUCUGGUACUGAAUUAAAUCGAAUGUAACCUAUUUAUGCGCGCAUCAAUUGACUAUUGUAAACCAACUAUGCGUAACUGUUAAAUGAUAAUACAAUCUGUGAGUGUCGA
Symsagittifera roscoffensis is the source of this 1078-nucleotide messenger RNA. RefSeq names its product 14-3-3 protein beta/alpha-A-like. Gene Ontology annotation, cellular component: cytoplasm. Lineage: Eukaryota; Metazoa; Xenacoelomorpha; Acoela; Convolutidae. Bases 40 to 798 code for a protein of 252 amino acids. Gene Ontology annotation, biological process: intracellular protein localization; signal transduction. The record is from RefSeq and is a predicted model, not a curated record. The transcript has a single exon.